AUGGUUGGAGUUUUCCGGCGAUCGCUCUCUUUCCCAGCGAAGAUAAAUCCGAGCCGAUCUCUGAAGCCGGAGAUCUCUCAGCACAUCAGAUCUGUGAGUCUCCUGGUCAGAUCUCAUCCCCUCUUCUCACAGCUGGGCAACGACGUCUCCGACCUCCGAUCGCAGUGGCUUUCCGGCGGUGGCGCUGUCCGUACACUCGAUUGGAUCCUCGAUGGCCUCCGUCGCCUCCGCGACGUUCACGAAUGCUUGUCCGAGAUUCUCUGCCUCCCCCAGACUCAGGACUGCCUCCGCAACCGCUGCGAGGAGGAUUCCCUCGCCGAAAACCUUCUAGAAGAUCUCCUCCGCUUCGUCGACGUAUUCGGAACGUUUCGGACCUCGAUCCUUGCUCUCCGGGAACACCAAGCGGAAUCUCAGGCGGCUCUCCGACGAAGAGACGAAACCAAAAUCGCUAUGUACCUGAAAGCUCGCCGGAGAAUCGCCAAAGAGAUCGCCGGACUCUCCGCCUCGGUACGACGCUGUACGAAGUUGGAAUGCCACGUAAUCACGGUGGAGUCGUCGUUAUCGUACGCGGAGGCUGAGCUGGCGGCCGUGAUAACGGAAGUUAUGGAGGCGACGGCUGUGAUAUCGCUGGCGUUAUUUAACGGCGUGAACUCGGCUUUGGGAUGCAGUAAAACGGCGUCGUGUGGAGCGGGGCUAUUGAGGAGGGGCAGAAAUGUCAGAGUGGAGGAAGGGAUAGAGGAGCUGAAGGGGAUCCGCGGGGAGAGUUUGUCGGGGCUGAGGAAGAUGAAAAAUGAGGACGUUAGAGUGGUAUUGAGGAAAAUGAGGGAGUUAGAGGAGGGUAUUUUGGGAAUUGAAAUUGCAAGUGAGAAGGUGUUUAGGAGCUUGAUUAAUACUAGGGUUUCUUUGCUUAAUCUUCUUACCAAAUAA
Messenger RNA from Tarenaya hassleriana, 927 nucleotides. RefSeq lists its product as uncharacterized. Bases 1 to 927 code for a protein of 308 amino acids. Gene Ontology annotation, biological process: shoot system development; root development. The transcript has a single exon. Lineage: Eukaryota; Viridiplantae; Streptophyta; Magnoliopsida; Brassicales; Cleomaceae. The record is from RefSeq and is a predicted model, not a curated record.